Messenger RNA from Papaver somniferum (opium poppy), 2712 nucleotides. RefSeq lists its product as uncharacterized. Gene Ontology annotation, molecular function: protein binding. The coding region runs from base 67 to 2517 and encodes 816 amino acids. The record is from RefSeq and is a predicted model, not a curated record. Lineage: Eukaryota; Viridiplantae; Streptophyta; Magnoliopsida; Ranunculales; Papaveraceae. The transcript is spliced from 6 exons.
UCUCUCUUGGUCUCUCUAGCUAGCUAUAUAUCUCUCUCUCCUAGUUGUACUUUUCAAUCACUGACGAUGUCUACUACUAGGGAAGGUGAUGAACAUAAUCAUGAAUCGCAAGAGGCGAGGCUGCAGAGAAUUGAAUCAAGUAAUAUUGCUGGUAUUGAAUUGAUGCUUAGCAAACUUGUCGACUCUCUUGCUCAUAACCAACGACAAAUGCUAGAGACUCAAGCACAAAGCCAACAGCAUUUGCUAGAGUUGUUAACAACAAACUUUAAUAAAGGACUAGAGGAAGUACUGAGGCAACAAAACAAGGCAUUAGCAAAUUCAAAUGGCGAAAAGAAAGUUAAAGCUGAUGAAAAGAAGCAAAAAACUACUGAAAACGCUGCCGUUCCUUAUAUCAUGGAAGAAUACGAGGAUCUGUUUUACGCAGCAUAUUAUGGUGAGUGGGAAGACGCUAAAAAAUAUUUUGAGGCUCAUCCAGAUUCAAUCAAAAAAGCAAUUACAAGUGAGUCAGAAACAGCAUUGCAUGUAGCUGUGAAGUUUACAGAGUGGGAUUUUGUGAAGGAGAUUGUGAAAUUCGUAUCUCGAGAUGUUCUUGAAAUAAAGGAAAAAUCUGGUUUGACAGCACUUCACAUGGCAGCGGCACUCGGAAAUGUUGAAGCUGCUCAGUCUAUGGUAAAGAAAAAUCGCAAAUUGAUAAAACUACGCGAUAAUGACGGAAAUAUACCACUUGAAACUGCAAUUUCAAACGUCUCAGAUGGACAAAAUAAGGCUGUUGAGUAUCUUUACACUGAAACUCUAAAGUACUACCCAAGUCUAUUCUCCGGUCCUCAAGGUGCUAAGCUCUUGUGCUGCGCGAUUGAAGCCAGUUUCUUCGAUGUGGCGAUUUCGAUUGUUGAACAGUUCCCAGAUUUGGCCAUGGAGAAAAUUGAAAAAAGGGAGAUGUACGUUCUAGAGUCGAUCGUCUGCAGGCCAUUUUCAUUUCUUAGUGGAACCAAGUUAUCAUGGUGGCAACGCUUCGUCUACUCUUUGAUUCGUGUUGACAUGCGUUCACCGUAUGACAAGCUUGAUUCGGAAGAAGACAAGGAGAAUCCUUCGGAAAACCAAGAAAGCACCAUUAGAGACGAAGAGAACCUUUUGGAGAUUUCAGAGGGCCUUAUAAUUAGAGAUGAAGAUAAUCAUUUAGAAAGUUCUCAAGUCCCCAUAAGAGAUGAAGAGAAUCCUUUGGAUAGUUUAGAUGGCCAGAUAGGAAACGAAGAGAAUGAAAAUGACGAGACUGAGUCCGAUAAACUGUCAGUUGUCUCAUCAGUCGUCUCCUCAAUUAAGUCCUCAGCUAGUAACAAAGGAAUGCUGAAAAAGUUCAUCUCCGGACAUAUCAUGCCUUUCUACACAAAAGUGCCCCUUGUGAAACGUCUGUACAGCGAAAAGUUGAUGCACAAACAAGCCGUUAUUUUGGUUCAAAAGAUGCUAGAACAAAUUGACGAGAAUACAACCACUAUCACAGAAGUUAUUGAUUUUCUUAACAAAACAUGCGUCGUAGACACGGCUAUUAAAUAUGGGAUCACUGAGUUUAUUGUGGAGUGUCUGAGUAUAUUUCCUUUUGCGGGAGAUGAAACAAUGAUACAGAUAGCCAUUGCAGAACGAAAUGAAAAGAUUUUGAAUCUCAUAUUGGAAACCAGUGAAGAUCAAAAAGAUGAUUUGCUUUCUAAAAUAGAUGAAAAUGGUAACAGUAUUCUACAUUACGUUGCCAAAAUCGCACCAUCUUACCAACUCAAUUCAGUAUCCGGUGCUGUGCUACAAAUGCAACGCGAAACACAGUGGUAUAAGGGGAUUGAAAGCAUGGUACAUCCAAUCUUGAAACACACCAGAAAUGCUAAUGGGGAUACAGCUCAAUUUGUAUUCAUAGAGGAACACAAGAAGUUAGUAGCGACAGGAGAAAAAUGGAUGAAAGAGACGUCUGGGUCUUGCAUGGUGGUUGCGACCCUUAUCGCUACUGUUGCGUUUGCAGCUGCUUUCACUGUCCCAGGAGGUAAUAUUAGUGAUCCAGAUAACCCUAGAAAUGGCGUCCCCAUUUUCUUGACCAAGAACACAUUUGCAAUGUUUGCGUUAGCAGACGCUGUAGCUCUAUUCUCGUCAAUCACCUCCGUCAUUAUGUUUUUAGCUAUCAUGAGCUCUCGUUAUGCCGAAGAGGAUUUCCUGAAGUCAUUGCCACAGAAACUGAUAAUUGGUCUUGCAAAUUUGUUCCUUUCUAUGGCCAGCAUACUGGUAGCUUUUGGUGCAGCAUUCACCCUUGUUCUUAGACACCGAUAUUCAUGGGCUCCAAUUCCAAUAGCGGUUUUUGGUUUUAUUUCUGUGUUCUUAUUUGCUUCUCUGGAGUUUCCUUUAUUUCUUGAAAUGGUACGUCUCACAUAUUGGCCUCGUGUCUUGAAAGCAAAGAAUCGCCGGCCUAUUUUUUCCGAGAAGGAAGUCCGACGAACUUUCAAGCAAAACAGCAUUAAGCGAAAGGCCAAGAAAGACAAUUAAAACCAUAUCUCUUAAGUUCUUAUGAAACCACAUUUGGUGAUUAUGGUAGUGGGCUAGUGGCUUUCAACUGGUGUUCUACUUGAAUGAAUUACUUGUGAGGGGUGUGGUCGUGGCCUCGUGGGUAAUAUGUUCAAAAAAAUUUUCCCUUUUCGUUUGGCUUGUAAGCUUUGCUAGGGAAUUGGGUGCCUUACAUAA